AUGCAAGCGGAGGUAAACGAGUCUCAUAAUCACGGUGCCUUCCACGAGGAGGUGGACAAAUUCUUUGAUAAAUUCCGUGAGAAGGUAUUGAAGGAACGACCUAACGACAUAUGUGAGUAUGUCAUGACAAACGCCAAGAAGGUUGCUGUGGAGGUACGUGGGGAUUCCUGUGUUCGCAUUCCCGAUGAUGUUUCACCAGAACUAAAGAAUCAUGCACUUACAAUUGUUGUUCUCGGUGCGAGUGGAGAUUUGGCCAAGAAAAAGACAUUUCCAGCCCUUUUUCAGUUGUACUGUGGCGGUAUGCUGCCCCCUGGGGUAAACAUUGUUGGUUAUGCCCGCUCCAAGAUUGAUGACGUUGAGGCGUGGAAGAAGACGCUGGCGAAAUUCUUCACAAGACUGAAUGAGCGUGGCUGCCAUGUCGAUGCCUUUCUGCGGCAUAUCACCUAUAUCAGGGGUUCGUACGACCAGGCGGAAGAUUUCAUGCGCUUGAACGACUACAUUAGUAGUAUGGAACAUUCUUUCAAAGGACCUCAAAAGGGCGGUAACCGUCUGUUUUACCUUGCGCUACCUCCGACAGCCUUUGUUACCGCGUGCACGGGCCUCCGAAAUUGUGUAAUGCAGACACCAGAGCUUGGUUGGGUUCGUGUCAUCAUUGAGAAGCCGUUUGGUCACGACACAGAGACCUCUGCACAGCUCUCACGGGAACUGGAGCCUCUUUUUAACGAGAAUCAGUUAUUUCGCAUCGACCACUACCUUGGGAAAGAGAUGGUGCAGAACAUUGUCGUUACACGAUUUGCCAACCGUAUAUUCAGCGCACUGUGGAACAGCAGCAACAUUGCGUGUGUGCGGAUCACCUUCAAGGAGACGAUAGGAACGGAGGGACGUGGUGGAUACUUUGACAACGUCGGAAUCAUCCGCGAUGUGGUGCAGAACCACCUCACACAGAUUCUCUCACUCUUAGCUAUGGAAAAGCCCCGCUCUUUGAACGCUGAAGAUAUUCGGGACGAGAAGGUUCUGGCGCUUAGAUACGUAGAGCCUGUGUCUCCAGCUGACUGUGUGCUUGGUCAGUAUACAGCAUCCAAGGAUGGUUCAAUGCCAGGUUACCUUGACGACCCAACUGUACCAAAAGACAGCCACUGCCCCACAUUUGCUGUGCUGCGCCUGCAUAUUAACAAUGAUCGCUGGCAUGGUGUGCCAUUCAUAAUCAAGGCCGGAAAGGCUCUUGAUCGCCGUUUCCUUGGAAUCCGAAUCCAAUUCAAGGACGAGAUACAACCCUUUGGUGAUGCCACACAGCGUAAUGAACUUGUCAUUCGUGCACAACCCUCUGAGGCCAUGUACAUAAGACUUACUGCAAAGAAACCGGGGCUUCUGCGCGAUACCCACCAGACCGAGCUCGAUCUCACGUACGAGCAGCGUUACAGUGUGACUCUCCCCGAUGCGUACGAAAGUCUUAUUAAUGAAGCAUUGCUGGGGAACUCCACUAACUUUGUCCGCAAGGAUGAACUGGAUGCUGCGUGGAGAAUCUAUACACCUCUUCUUCACGCCAUUGACCGUGGGGAAUUGAAGAUAUUACCAUAUGAGGCAGGAUCACGGGGGCCGGUGGAGGCUGAUACAUUUAUAUUGAACUCUGGCUUUAAGUCGACAGAUUGUUUGGAGUCUUUCGAGAGUAGUUGGCCAUGGCAUAAGGAUCUUGAUCUUUAA
Molecule: messenger RNA, 1701 nt
Organism: Trypanosoma theileri
Lineage: Eukaryota; Euglenozoa; Kinetoplastea; Trypanosomatida; Trypanosomatidae
Product: glucose-6-phosphate 1-dehydrogenase
Exons: 1
Coding region: 1-1701 (566 amino acids)
Biological process (GO): glucose metabolic process; pentose-phosphate shunt, oxidative branch
Molecular function (GO): NADP binding; glucose-6-phosphate dehydrogenase activity
Source: RefSeq, a predicted model, not a curated record